Messenger RNA from Penicillium manginii, 804 nucleotides. RefSeq lists its product as uncharacterized. The record is from RefSeq and is a predicted model, not a curated record. The coding region runs from base 1 to 804 and encodes 267 amino acids. Lineage: Eukaryota; Fungi; Ascomycota; Eurotiomycetes; Eurotiales; Aspergillaceae. The transcript is spliced from 3 exons.
AUGGAAAUCAAGACUUUCCCGAGUGCGAAUGUGAAGAAUAAGAUUCAGCGCCGGCAGCAGACCAAUGUGGUGGUUGUGGGAGGUGGACUUUCUUCAGCGCAGAUCGUCGAUAUGGCUAUUCGGAAGGGAGUGACCAAGGUGUGGUUUUUGAUGCGUUCUGAUAUGAAGGUCAAACAUUUCGACAUCAGCCUACCCUGGAUGGGGAAAUAUAAGAAUUGGGAAAAAGCAGCGUUCUGGUCUGCUGACACUGAUGAAGAGCGACUAGAAAUGAUCAAGGUGGCCCGAAAUGGUGGUAGUAUCACACCCCGCUACACCCGGAUCGUGAAGCAGCAUGCCGCGCAUCACCGCGCGUCGAUCCAUCCGCGUACGGUAAUUAGCUCGCAUAAGUUUAAUGCAGAGACGCAGACCUGGAGCUUGGUUACCGACCCACCGAUCCCAGACUUACCCCCGAUCGACUACAUCUAUUUUGCAACAGGGGCGGGCGCCGAUAUCCGGCAAAUGUCCCUCCUGGGCGAUAUGAAUGCCCAAUACCCGAUUGAAGUUAAAGAGGGACUGCCCUGUUUGACGGAUGAUCUCAUGUGGCGAGAAGACGUACCUUUGUUCAUGACGGGAAGAAUGGCAGCGCUCCGAUUAGGGCCCGGAGCUCCGAAUCUCGAAGGCGCGAGACUUGGUGCGGAGCGGAUCGCCUGGGGCCUGGAGGAGAUUCUGAAGAAGAAGCAAGAGGUUGGGGAACAGUGCGAGGGGUUCUGUGGGCUGGGUAAUCGGUAUGCCUCACUGGUUGGUGAUGACAGCACGGAGCAGUAA